AUGGCCUUUUUCUCGCAAGUGGUGGACAACUUCCACGAUUUCACACGUGAGCUCAUCGUGACUUCACCUAGCGCCACCUGGGAGAUGAAGAUUCGCAUUGAAGAUAACAUUAUCUACUCGCCCUACCCAAGCUCUGAAGUUCCAGUGUGCUCUUUUUACACUCUCGCAAGGGAGAGGCUGCUUGUGGAUCCCGAUAAGAUUGCUCUUUUUAGUGAUGUCAUCAGCCUCACACGUGCUGAGGCGCUGGCGGGCAUGGAACGCUACGCCGUCGGUUUCCGGCAGCAUGGCGUGCUUUCGGGAGACCGGAUGUGCAUUCAUCUGGACAAUACGGUGGAAAAUCUAUUGGCUAUGUACGGCUGCGUCCUAGCAGGAGCUACCAUUGUCUUAGCGAAGACAUCGCUGACUGAAGGAGAAAUCCGCUACCAUGCAGGAGAUGGUGACUGCACACAUAUCAUCACUGACGAGCAGUAUGCCGUGAAGGUCAAGGCAGCAGUCGCAAGCCUGAAUAUAAAGGCACUCUUUUGCAUGGGUCGUGCCAUGGGCUUUGUGUCUGCUUCCGACUUUUUGAAGCUGGACGAGCAAGACUUCCGCGAGUGUGCCAUUGCCGACCCUCGUAGCACCGUUCUAGCCGUGUGCUACACGUCGGGAACCACGGGGAUGCCGAAGGGCGCUGAGAUUACGCACUACAAUCUCGUUGCCGGCUACUACAUGAUGAGAUGUGGGCUCAUCAUGAUAGGCAAGGAGAACGUCAUCACGGAGGUCGGCUGGUGCAACCAGCCGAAACUCUUUGUCCCUGGCACUCGAGUUUUGCUUGUACAGCGCACCCAUUUGAAGGCAGAAGGUCAGAGGCGGCGCACUGCUGCUUGGAACGGAGCCUUGGAUGGCUUGCUGAACUUCAUUUUGCACGAGAGCAGAAAUGGAACCAAGCGGGGCUGA
Molecule: messenger RNA, 936 nt
Organism: Dermacentor andersoni
Lineage: Eukaryota; Metazoa; Arthropoda; Arachnida; Ixodida; Ixodidae
Source: RefSeq, a predicted model, not a curated record